UGUCCUUUGGUAGAGGGUCAAGUGGCGGCCUAUGCUAGUAGUUAUUAUCGGUUUGUUUUAGCGGUGAGAAUGGUCGCUAAAAACAGCAUUAUUUCUGGCCCACUUCCAUAAAUAGCUGGCGAGGCACAUCGAGCCCGUUCCCUAGACAGUAGCAUUUUCUAAUUCGUACAUGCAUUUUAAUGCCUGGUUUGGUGUGGGAUAAACUUCUCAGCAUUUGUUGUUAGGUCUCUCUACAAGCAUACACAGCUUAAGAGCAAAUUAUAUUCCGUGUGUAAGAAAUCUAGGGUUUCGUACAAUUUCUGGAUACUGACAAGGGUUUAUGAAUUGCUGAUACGGACAAUUUAGGGUUUGGACUGUACGCAGAGGUAGAUGGAUCGUGGUACAGGGAGAUUCUCUGCUUUUAUUUCUGUGUAGGAUUUGAGAGCUGCGACGAAAACUGGACAAUUGUAUAGAUGUGGAGAAAACUUACAGAACGGGAGAUUAUAACGGUCUUGUGAUGGCGGAUAAUCGUCGCUAUGUGCUGACUCCUCAAUUAGACAUUGGGCAAAUAUUACUGGAAGCUCAACACCGUUGGCUUCGACCAACGGAGGUUUGUGAAAUUCUUCGGAACUAUAAAAAAUUUCGCUUAGCACCUGACCCACCACACAAACCACCAGGUGGAUCAUUGUUUCUGUUUGAUCGGAAAGCACUGCGUUAUUUUCGUAAAGAUGGCCUUAACUGGCGGAAGAAAAAAGAUGGCAAAACAGUAAGGGAAGCGCAUGAAAGAUUGAAAGCUGGCAGUAUUGAUGUGCUUCAUUGUUAUUAUGCUCAUGGUGAAGAUAAUGAAAACUUCCAGCGACGAUGUUACUGGAUGCUUGAUGAGCAAUAUGAGCAUAUUGUUCUUGUUCAUUAUCGAGAAGUCAAAGAGGGUAACAAAGGUGGAGCUCCACGUUCUGCACAUACAGAAAGAGCUGGGCAGAUAGCAAAUUCAGUGGGACAGAUAACUUCAUAUUCAAAUCAAGCACACACGAGUUCUUUGUUGGCACAAACAACCUAUGCUUCAAGUGCUAGCACUGAAUGGAAUGGGCAAACUCAUUCCUCUGAAUUUGAGGAAGGUGAAUCUGGAGAUGAUGUUGGUGGUGCCUUUUCACUUGAAGGCGAAGCCUCAUCAGCAGACCAAGAAUCUAUUCUAAGACAACUAAAUGAAAAUGAGGAAUUGGUUGUAGAUUCUACAGGAUAUCAACCUCAGACACAUCGGAAGACAAUUGGGAAUUUUCCAGUGGAUAAAAUGAGCUACAGUCCUCUUAAUGCAAGUGAAAUUGUCCCUGAGCAAUAUUCAUUCCUAGGACUGAAACAACCUUCACAAGGACAUUUUUCUAAACAAAUUGAAGACAGUCAAUUGGGUAUUCCUUUUCAAAAUGCUUCUUUGGGGCUUUAUAGAAAUAGGGAAAAUUCAAGCCUAACUCUAAGUCAAGGGGAUUAUUCUGGAAGGCAGAUAUUCUCUCCAAUUGCUACUUCAGGAUCCAAUGAUUUAAGUAUGCAAAGCAAGAAUGUGGUUGUAGGUGGUAACAGGAUUAAUAAUGGGCAUGGGAACAAUCCAGCUACAUGGACAGGUGUGUUAGAGCUUUCCAAAACAGGUUUUCCAAAUGAUGCAGAGGAGACAAAGGCCCCUUCCUUGCAAUCCAUGACUCGUGAGGAUAUCCAAAGAACACAGAGAAGCAUUGCAAUGGAAACAUAUGUAAGCAGUGAGCUUGGUGGUGGACAUCAAACUUACACAGACGCUCAUCUUCAAGCCUUGGCAAGAGGAGAUAUGCAGAACAAUUUUGAGCAGAUGGGAUCACACAGGUUUAUACCGAAUACCAUGCUAAGCAGUGCAGAUAAUCAACAGAUGGCAGGGUUGGGAUAUGGGUCUCUGAAUCUUAUGCAACAGAAGAACAGCAAUUUAAAAGAUUUGGGUCUGUUUCAAGAACCUUCACAUCAGCAAAAUAAUCAGCAGAUGAAGCAGGAGACACAGAAUGAUGGCACCAAUCAGCUUUUUGAAAAUGAAUAUAUAGCUAAACUGGAGACUGAAAAUGAUAUAAAACCACAGGAGAAUUCACUUUACCCUCAGAUGUGCAGGCAGUUCUCACAAGAAUGUUCUUUUGAAGUUGAAGGUCAAGAGGGUUUGAAGAAACUGGAUAGUUUUGGGCGAUGGAUGAGUAGAGAAAUUGGUGGAGAUGGUGAGGACUCACUGGUGGCAUCUGAUUCUGGUAUGUAUUGGAACACACUUGAAGGUCAAAAUGGAGUUGAGGAAGUGUCAAGUUUGUCUCGUCAAAUUCAAUUAGAUGGUGAUUUGAUGAGCCCUUCACUAUCAAAAGACCAGCUGUUCAGUAUCUCUGAUUUCUCUCCUGACUGGGCAUAUUCAGAAGUGGACACAAAGGUCCUAAUAACAGGCAAAUUCGUGGGAGGCAUAAAGGAUAUCUAUAAGUAUAAACUGUCAUGUAUGUUUGGGGAAAUUGAGGUUUCAGCAGAUGUUUUGGGCCCAGGUGUUCUUCGAUGUCAAGCUCCUCCCCAUUCUUCUGCAAGAGUACCUUUUUAUGUUACUUGCAGUGAUAGGUUGGCUUGUAGUGAAAUACGGGAGUUUGAGUAUCGUGCAGGUCCAUCUCAAGACAUGAUUGCCAGCACAGAUAUGGAUAAUGAAGCUGGAGAAGAAUUGAGACUUCAGAUACAAUUUGCAAAAUUGCUGUGUUUGAAUUUUAACAAAGCACAAAUACCAUCAUCUGUCAAUGAGGAUGGGAGUUGUAACAUACACGAUAAGUUAACUUCUCUGAGGAAAGACAGUGAGGCAGAGUGGUUAGAGAUGGAGAGAUCUAUAAAAGAAUCUACAGCUGAGUUUGCUAAGGUGCGUGCAAAGUUGGUGCAGAAGUUACUCAAGGAAGAAUUGUAUGCUUGGCUUCUUUCAAAAAUAAAUGAUGAAGGUAAAGGGCCAUGUGUAUUAGAUGACCAGGGGAAAGGAGCUAUACACUUGGCAGCUGCUCUUGGUUAUGACUGGGCAAUGAAUCCAAUUGUUUCUGCUGGUGUCAAUGUCAACUUUCGUGACUUGCAUGGUUGGACAGCACUUCACUGGGCUGCAUAUUAUGGAAGAGAACGGACGGUGUCUGCACUUAUCAACUUAGAGGCAGCUCCAGGGGCAUUGACAGAUCCAACACCUGAAUUUUCUGCUGGCCGUACACCUGCAGAUUUGGCUUCCAGUCGGGGACACAAAGGCAUUGCAGGUUAUUUGGCAGAGUCUUCUUUGACAAGUCAUCUGUCUAAUUUGUCAAUAAAUGAAAAUAUUAUGGGAAGUGUUUCAGCAACUCUUGCUGGUGAGAAAGCUGUGGAGACUGUGGCAGAGCGCAAUAUUCUUCAGCUUGAAGAUGGAGGAAGAGAAGACCAAUUGUCAUUAAAAGACUCACUCGCUGCAGUCAGAAAUGCUGCUCAAGCAGCAGCCCGUAUCCAAGGAGCCUUUCGAGUGCAUUCAUUCCGCAGGAAGCAAUUGAUUCAAUAUGGAGAUGAUAAGUGUGGAAUGUCAGAGGAAAAAGCACUUUCAUAUAUUUCUGUUCAAAGAUCAUCUAAGUUGGGUAACACUGAUGAGCCUUUGCACACGGCAGCUAUACGCAUACAGCGAAAGUUUCGUGGUUGGAAGGGUCGCAAGGAAUUUUUGAUUAUUCGCCAACGCAUUGUCAAAAUUCAGGCACAUGUAAGGGGACAUCAAGUUAGAAAAAAUUAUAAAAAGAUUGUUUGGUCAGUUGGAAUUGUGGAAAAGGCAAUCUUGCGCUGGAGACGAAAGCGAGUUGGAUUGCGUGGUUUUCGAGCAGAAGGAGCUAUUGAAGGUUCAGGUGCAAAACAUGGUAACCGUAAUGAAAAUGAUGAUUAUGAUUUUUUGCGGGCUGGAAGAAAGCAAAUGGAAGCUGCUGUUGAAAAGGCCCUUGCACGUGUCCAGUCCAUGGUCCAGUAUCCAGAAGCACGAGAUCAAUACCGGCGAUUAUUAGCCAUUUCACAAGAAAAUAAGGUUGAUACUGGAGGAAUCUCAGAUGUGCAGUCUCAAAACACAAUUAACUCCAAAAGCAAUGCAGAAGAUCAAGAUGUUCUCAUGUCAAUUACAGAUUAACGUCUGAUCUUAGUUUUGUUUAAUGCUGCUUAUCAAGAACUUGUGGCACUUGUAUUAUAAUCUAUAUUUUUUUCUUUUGUUCUUUACAUUAUCUUUCGCAGGGCAUUUGGGCGAAUGAGUUAUCUUCUACAUGCAUUUAUCCAAGUCGGUGAGUUCCAUGGAGUCUCAAGUGGAUGUAUUUAUUACAGUUAACAGAAAUGUUUGAAGCAUUGUAAAACCAAUACCAGAAUCACCAUAUGUAGAUUUGUAAGCUCUGAAAGUCUGUACACUUGAAAGUAUCUGCAUGGAUAGUCCUGUAACGUCUAUAUGCAUGAUCAAACAAUUGUCCUGUCACAAAUCGAAGGAUGCCUGGGAAGGGAAACUUUUAAAAAUAUUCAUGGCAAAUUUAUCACACUACUGCAACCUUGUUUGUAUAUUUUUCAUAUUUUAAUUCAGUUUUCAUUUAGCUGAACUUAAAACUAGGGAUGUAAUGAGAAACAUGGCUGAUUAUUGUCUGAUUUGUCCCUGGCAAGUUAUAAUUUGAAGCUGGAAUUCCUUUGUC
Molecule: messenger RNA, 4649 nt
Organism: Cryptomeria japonica (Japanese cedar)
Lineage: Eukaryota; Viridiplantae; Streptophyta; Pinopsida; Cupressales; Cupressaceae
Product: calmodulin-binding transcription activator 3
Exons: 12
Coding region: 497-4108 (1203 amino acids)
Biological process (GO): regulation of transcription by RNA polymerase II
Cellular component (GO): nucleus
Molecular function (GO): transcription coregulator activity; double-stranded DNA binding; protein binding
Source: RefSeq, a predicted model, not a curated record